This is a messenger RNA of Nymphaea colorata (pocket water lily), 2033 nucleotides long. RefSeq names its product nicotinamide/nicotinic acid mononucleotide adenylyltransferase. The record is from RefSeq and is a predicted model, not a curated record. Gene Ontology annotation, biological process: NAD+ biosynthetic process. NCBI's taxonomy places the organism in Eukaryota, Viridiplantae, Streptophyta, Magnoliopsida, Nymphaeales, Nymphaeaceae. Bases 143 to 898 code for a protein of 251 amino acids. Gene Ontology annotation, molecular function: nicotinamide-nucleotide adenylyltransferase activity; nicotinate-nucleotide adenylyltransferase activity. The transcript has 11 exons.
UCCCUCCUUUAUAAAGGACGGUUAUCAAAGCGACCGCCAAGAACGGGGGAGGGAGAUAGGCGACUUUGGAAUCAGAAGCUAUAGAGUCUUUGGGAUUCUUCCAGGGAGCCUAUCUAGGGUUUCUUGUUUCGGCAAAGGGUCUAUGGAUGUGCCGUUGCCCCUGCAUAAACUUUCGUUGCCAUACGCGGACGAAGCCGACCCAGUGUACGCCUCUCCAAGGGAUCAAGUUGUUGUACUGGUAUCAACUGGGAGUUUUAACCCUCCAACCUACAUGCAUUUGCGCAUGUUUGAACUAGCGAAGGAUGCACUGAAUUCCAGAGGAUUUUUUGUUAUUGGUGGAUAUAUGUCACCUGUAAAUGACACAUAUGGUAAAAAGGGACUCGUUUCUGCACAGCAUAGGAUUCACUUGUGUGAGCUGGCCUGCAAGAGUUCAUCAUUCAUAAUGGUUGACUCAUGGGAGGCACAACAAAGCAGCUACCAGCGUACAUUGACAGUUUUGGGCAGAAUCCAGAGAUCCCUGGUUGACAGCGAAUUGAUUCCCAAAGAGUCUCUCAAGGUCAUGCUUUUGUGUGGUUCUGAUUUACUUGAAUCUUUUAGCAUCCCUGGAGCUUGGAUUCGUGAUCAGGUCAGGAUAAUCUGUAGAGAUUUUGGAGUUGUAAGUAUUCGUCGGGAAGGAAAAGAUGUUGAAAAGAUUAUAGCCAAAGACGACAUCUUGCAUGAAAAUAAGGAUAACAUAGUUGUUGUUGAUGAGCUGGUGCCCAACCAUAUAAGUUCAACAAGAAUUAGGGAGUGCAUAGCACGAGGACUCUCUGUAAAAUAUUUGACGGCAGAUGAAGUAAUCGACUACAUUCACCAGCAUCAGCUUUAUGCAAAUACAGAAGAAAAGCAAACACAAUAAAACAAGGCGUCUCCCUCCCCUCCACCAACGCUCAGAUGACUUUUCUCCGCUCAGCUUCAGUAAUGCAGUUGGUUCAGGUCGAAACCUGAUCUGACUUGCUUUGUUUAUUUACUAGCCUCAACUGCCACAGCGUGAUUAUUUGCAACGAUUGAAAGGUCAAGUGUUGUAUCCCUUAUUCCAUGGACAAAGCUCGACUGGCUGUGGAUCUACCAACUAGCAUUAAGAACAAAGGUUUGUGCAUUCAAACAGUUAAUUAUCUUAGACGUGCUACAUAAUUUAGCAUGUCGAACAACUUAAAAUUAGGAGUGAGAAGAAAAGCAUUUCCGAGUUCUGAAAGCAAAUGAUGUUUUAGAUUGGAAUUUAACCUGGUACCAGGUAAAUCUGAAUUGCUAUGUGCGGCUAAUGCAAGCUCUGAGCUGAAUGGGCUUUAUACAGAAAUGAGGGAACCAACCAAGCAACAAGCUUGCGUUGAUUUGCUGCGAUACUUAACAGCCUCUUCAGUCCAAUCCAUGUGCUGCAGGAAUUUCCUCGUGCCUGAUUGCCUUCGUUUUCAUUUCUGACAAUGGCUUAUUUGCGUGACUUGGGGAGCAGAUAAUAGGGAGGACAUUGGUGUUUGAAUGCUAUCUCUGGUUUAUAUCGUAGCAAAGGGGAACGGGUCGGUCAGGUGCUUUUGUUGUCGGGUCGAAACCAAGUCCCGUGCAUAGCUAAAUGCUUAUUCUUCUUUACCAGAUUCGACGCGCACCUUCAACUUGCCUUCUGCGUGCAUGGAUGGCUGGAAGUAAUUAGUGGUCUGCAGGUGCAAAAGUAAGCCUGAAUUUUUAAUUCAUGUCUCUCAAUGGAUAUAAGAUACUAUCAAUCCGUGAUGGAUACGGGAUGCUUUUGUUCUUGAGGAUGGGCUGAUGCACGGCCAGGGCCUAUUCCAUUUGGUAAAUUCCCGCUGCCUCUUGGUGUGUUGUGCAGGCAAUGGAGCAGUGAGCAAUAAAGGAAUCAUUUAGCUGGUGCUGACAUGUCUUAACAGGGAAAUAUUCAUGCUAGAUAUGUCUCUAUAGCCCAUUUUAACUAUAUUCUUGUGAAAAAUCAUGGUUCUGCAAAAUAAUGAAUGAAUGUGCUUCGUAGCUGUUGAGCAAUGAAAAUU